Molecule: messenger RNA, 477 nt
Organism: Prorocentrum cordatum
Lineage: Eukaryota; Dinophyceae; Prorocentrales; Prorocentraceae
Source: the annotation of a GenBank genome assembly
AUGUCUGCGCCGCUCGCCGAGGGGUCGGACGCGAAGCUGCCCCUCGGCCAGUGCACGCCGCUGUCCCAAGCGAGCACCGCGCCGUCGACCCCCGCGCUCUGCCCGCUGGCCGAGCCGCCGUGCGAGCAGCCAGGGCCGAAGAAGCCGCCGCGCGCGGAACCCGGAGCCCGCGGGCUCACAGCAGCAGCCGCCGCCGGGUUCCAGCCCGCGCGCCCCUUGCCGCGCCAGGGCUCGGAGGACGGGCUCCCCGCCAGCCCGGGCCACCCUGGAGGAGGCACUCGAGGACCGAGGCUCUCGAGGAGGUCAGGGGCUUGGUCAGCGAGAAGUUCGGCCUCGACGCCGUGGAGGAGAGAGUGUCCGACGUCGAGGCGGCCGCGUCCGAGGCUAGCAGCAGCGAGGAGGAGGAUGAGGAGGAGGAGCUGCUCGACACCUUCGACCUCGCGGGCGUGGCGCGCUACAUCCAGGAGUGUGGUGUGA